This is a messenger RNA of Colletotrichum higginsianum IMI 349063, 429 nucleotides long. RefSeq names its product Ubiquinol-cytochrome c reductase complex subunit. Lineage: Eukaryota; Fungi; Ascomycota; Sordariomycetes; Glomerellales; Glomerellaceae. The coding region runs from base 1 to 429 and encodes 142 amino acids. The transcript is spliced from 4 exons. Gene Ontology annotation, biological process: mitochondrial electron transport, ubiquinol to cytochrome c. The record is from RefSeq and is a predicted model, not a curated record.
AUGGGUUUCUGGGAUACCAUCACAGACCUCGCUGAGGCUGCCAUGCCGUGGGCCACCGCCGAGGCCGAGGCUCCUGCCGCCGAGGAGAAGGAGGAGGAGACCCCCACCGAGGAGGAACCCAAGGAGGAAUCCAAGGAGGAGCCCGAGGCCGAGGCCGAGGCCGAGGAGGAGGAAGAAGAGGAAGAGGAGGAGGAGGAGGAGGAGGACGAAGAGGAGGUCGUUGACCCCAAGGAGCAGCUCGAGAAAGAGUGCGAGGAGUCCAAGGCCUGCGCACCGGCCAAGCACCACUAUGAUGAGUGCGUUGAGCGUGUUACGGCGGCCGCCGAUAGCGAGGACGGCGCCAAGGAGGACUGCGUUGAGGAGUUCUUCCACCUCGCCCACUGCGCCACCCAGUGCGCCGCCCCCAAGCUCUGGGCCAAGCUCAAGUAA